Messenger RNA from Pocillopora meandrina, 6979 nucleotides. The record is from the annotation of a GenBank genome assembly. NCBI's taxonomy places the organism in Eukaryota, Metazoa, Cnidaria, Anthozoa, Scleractinia, Pocilloporidae.
CGUUAAUGUUGUCGUUGUGUAUACCUUAUUGUUGCAGGAGAGAGGUGUUCUUAGAUUUGUGGUCGCUCAUUAAUAGAAUGACGAAUAUUUGAUAAAUCAGUUUUUACCAAUAAUGCCAGGUAAAUUGCGAAGACAUGAUUACGACCUCGUCGAAGAAGCCUAUGAUAGUAAGUCCCCAGUGCACAACGAAGACGCGUUCGAACAUGGAAUUGCCUUCAAAGUUAAGGUGGUGCAGCUUUUGCCUUUUUUAAUUUAUCUAAACACGUAACUAAUGAAAUACUUGUCACUCGAGGAAAUCAUCUAAAAAGAGUUUUCUUAAGGGUUCUUAAAUUGUUUUCCGUUAGCUUUUGAAUGUUACCUGACAUUAUUUAUUUCAAUUGCGGCAAUUAUAAAUUGGUUCGUGAUAAAACAGUUGUUUACGCUUGAGAACUGUGUUGAAGGUGUGAAUAAUACAUGUUUGUCUUCUUUUAAUCUUUCUCGCAGUAUAUUGGGACGAAAGAAAUUCAUAAACCUAGCAGCAGAGCUGAAAUAGUCACUGCUAUGCGACGAAUACGGGUAAAGAGGCAAAACUUAUAAGUUUUGUAUAAUAUCGUUUGAUACUAUUUUAAAAAUUAUUUGCACGUAUUCCCAAAAUAUUGUGUUCAGUAGGCUGUCUUUUAUGAUGAUGUUGUUUAAGGCGGUCUUAUCCGAUGCAGGUUCUGUAAUCGAUUUAUUAUGACGAAAUUAAAUUGAAUCUAAUAAAGAAGUCUCAGGACUACGCAUUUCUCACCCGAGGCUAAAUGAGCCCUUGACACUGCCCCUUCAGGUUUUCAUCGCCAAAAAUGUCUCAAUGAACUCCAAAUAUUUAAUUUAAAAAAAAUGUGAUUUUAGUUUUACAGUAUCAAAAAAUAAUCAAUUAGAAUGUUUGACAUUAUCAGUUUGUUCCUUUUUGCAGUAGACAUAAUUCUUUAAUGGUUAACAAUGACAUUUUAAGCCAAAAAUUUUGACGGUCCUAUUAGUAAGUUAAAUAUUUUUCUUUACCCAGCAUGUUUCUCUUAAAAAUGUGUUGCUGUAGCAGAAUUUUUUGUCUGAUUUCGUAAUGAUGUAUUUUCCAGUAUGAAUACAAAGUCUAUGGUACCAAGAAGGAAAGGACAGAACUCUCUGUUGCUGUGAGUGGAAUUAAAGUUGUUCGAAGGGAGGAAGGCAAGCGCAGCUGGAUCACACAACAUGUAAACUUUUUUUUUUGCCAUGCAUAUUUUGCAACAGUUUUUCUUAACUGGCUGACCUAUAUUUAGAUGUCUAGCGGCUUCCUGUUGUUUUGGGCUUAAAAGAUGUUGACUGCAGGUCAAACUUAGAAAAAUACUGUUGGAUUGUUCCAUACACAUGACUGGAAGAUUUCUUUGUCAAAAAUUGCUGCAACAGUUUUAAGACACUCCAGAAGUGUCUUCUAGACUAAAAAGGAUUCAUAGCUUAGAUUGUCACUUGAAGUUCACUUUAAAAGUUUUUCCACCCAAUUCAAUGUAAAAUAUUUUCAUUGUGGACUGGUUUGUAAUAAAACUCAGAUGGAGAUGGAUGUUGGCUAAGGUUAGAUCUUGUUAGACUUUUGGUCUAGCACCCUUGUGCCAAUUUGCAGACAUUUUUAAUGCACGACAUAAAUGUGGAGAAAAUUUAACAGUAGAGGUAAAGUAAGUAAUCUAUCCAAGUGGCUAAAUGGCUGUAGCUCAUGCCUAGUUUCUGUAGUGUGAAGGGGUUAGAUCAUCCUACAACAUUUUGUCAGGUUUGCCAGUCAGUUUUACCUCACCUGUUUAUACUCCUGGGAGGAGAGAUACAUAUUAUGCUGAAACCAUAUUUCUAAUUUGUUUCAGAAAAAGAAAAACUCCUAUGUCGAAACGGAAGUUAUGCAAUACCCUAUUAACAGGUAAAUAAAUGACAAUUGGCUCAUCAUUAUACAUGAUUCAAGCUUUAUAAGAAAUACAUAUUGCAUUUUAACAUUACAUUUCCAGUUUAUUUCAGAUCUAAGUGGUUGACAUUUUUUCUGACAUUUCAGAAUCUUCUAUGUCUCACAUGAUUCCCAAGAUCUGCAGAUCUUUAGUUUUAUUUCAAAGGAUGAUGAUCUUUUUAAAUGCAGUGUAUUUAAAGCAAGUAAUAAGGUAAAAGUAUUAAUCUCUGAUGUGCAGUACUUAGAAGUGUAUGCAUUGUUAACAGAGCAACCUACAAGCAUAGGCUGUUUUAUGAAGGGAUUAUACCAGUAUUAAGAUUGCUGAAGGAAUCUUCAAAUUCAACAUUUGGUGCAUUCUAAUGCAUGACCUUCCCUGAAUAAGCGUCUAUGGCCUUGGCCAAAUGAGGAAAUAAGCACUCCUUGAAGAAGGGCUUCCAUUCCCUUCCCCUCUCUCUCUCUUUCAUCUUCUUCAGAUGUACAGAUACAAAUAAUCAAGUUUCUACUGUCACCAUGUUUUAAAUAUAUUGAGCUUCAACUACAAUGGCACCAGUACAUGUAGGUCUGGAGUAAAGUUUCUUCUCUGCUAAGCCACUCGCAAUUACUUCUGUAUCCCUGUGUUUACAUGUAGAAUGCCAUACUUUUAUUGUCAUCUAAAGAUUUAUCCACCAAAUUUUGUUUAAAGAAAGACUUAUUAAGUGCUUAGUAAAAGUGCAAUUUGAUUAUGCUCCAUGCACUUGAUUAUUUCAGGAAGUACAGUAAUUGGUUUUUUUGAUAAAAUAUUCCCGUAAGAUUUUGUUUAAAGUUUGCUGAAACUUACCUAGUAUGUUGUCUGACUCUCUCAUUAGGCAGAUGCUAUACACAUUGUGAGGACAGUAGGCCAAGCUUUUGAGGUGUGUCACAGGAGAACACUCAGUCAAGUGGCCCAAGAAAAUAAUAUAAAGAAUGAACAGGAUAAACUUGGUGAGUCAGGCAUUAGAAAGUAUUACCAGUAAUGAAGGCUUUGAUUUAGGGUGCAAAACAUACUGGUUUAAAGUAGUGAUAGUUUUCUCUCCCAUCUCCUUUGUAAUGAUCAAUGAUUUAAGUGUUUCUGAAAGGAAAACUACAGUUAUUUGUCUUUCAACAAUCAGCAGAACAUAUGGAGGGGAUAGUGCACAGAAAGCCUUGCAGUAUUUUGAUAUCUAGACUUGAUAUAGUUUACUAUUAAAGAAAUACUCUGUGAUUGCUUCUAUUCUCAUUUCCUCAGAAACUGAUGGGCCUACAAGUGAUGUACCCACAGCAACAGAAGGGACAAAUUCUGCUGGUGGGCAGGUGGGUGUUUUUCUAGCCCCACACAAUGAGUGAAUGAUAUUGCUUGUAAUAUGUGAGAGGUUAUCAACACCUAUCUGUGAAAUUUUUGUUUGAUAUUGUAAAUGGAAACAUCUACACAGUUGCUUGUGAGCCAAUAUACAGUGUGCUGCCCCAAAGUUUAGUCAAGGAGCAAUUUUUGUUAUCAGGAAUGGAGGUUGAAUUUUUUUGUUUUCAUUAAAAAAGGAAGGGAUUUGCAAACAUUUGUGUUUUAAAACACAUUUUUGGAUGUUAUGCAUGUAGGGAUUGCUUGAAUUUAAUUUCAGUUGUCCUUCUGGCCUUUUCAGAUUGAUUUCUCAUCAGACUCAGUGUGGGCUACCAAGGAUUACCUGCCAGAGGCAGAAGCUGGUAUUGCACCCUUAACAAUUCAACAGCUGCGUCACAUAUAUCAACAGCAGCUGGAUCAUCAAAGGCAAGAGACACAGGCAGCCCAGGCAAAGAUAAAGCUUUUGACACAACAUCUUGAUGACGAGGCAGCUGCAAGACAGGUUCUUCAGGUACUGUGCACAUAUAUCUGAUCUACCAUUUUCAAGUUUUUUUUUCAUUACCAUUUCUUGUUUGUGUUAUUGCCUUUUCCUAAUCUUUGUCAAUUGGAAUUUCACCUUAUAGCAGUACUGAACAUAAUAAUACACAAUUUAUGCUAAUAUAUUGAACUGUUAGAAAAUAAGUAGAUCAAAUAAGGGCCAGUAUCAACCAUUUAAAUCCUAACGUUAGUGUGCUUAUUCUCCAAACUGAUUUCCAUAAACUUUAAGGUGUUGAAAAGAAUCUUGUGAUUGUUAAGUGUGAUUCAGGGGUUAUACUGUAGGGAGAAAUUAGAUGCUGGUCACUUUAAGGGUCAAAGGGUUUAAGUAUCAGUAACUUUGUCAUCAGUGUCUCUUAUAGUGAAAGAUGAAAUGUUGUCUAGUAUGUUAUUUGUGUUAGUUAAUCUGCCUGAACUCUAAGUGUUUAAAACUGUUUCACAGAGAAUUGUAUGUUCAAUCCCCAUAUCUUGUGUUCCCCAAAUAGACUUCAGUGCUGACUGUCUAAAGAUUAUAUAAGAUGGUUAACUCAAUGCAUAUUAUAUUUAACAGAAUCAACUGGACCAAGUGCUCAAGCAAAACAAGGACUUGAUAACAACAAUAACACAAUUGGUUGAUCAAGUUCAGACUAUGCAGAAUCAAAUGCAUGGUCGAGGUGAUUCUGGUGUAAGCCUUAGUCUGGAUAUGGAUGGAAAGAUAUCUUCAGGAUCAGCAUUACACUCACAAGUUUCAUCAUCUGUGGGCUCCUCUCCAGUCAAGGAUGGGUUGUUAUCAGCAGCAACAGCCGCACAGAAACGACGAAUGCUUGGUGAUCCUGUAUUUCCCACUAUUCCUCCUCCAGCUAUGACUCCAAGCCCUGUGAUGUCACAUCGAAGUGUAAUGGAUCCUCUUGAUGGUAGUGUUACUUCCCUACAGUCAAGCAGCAAAGUUGCAAGUGCAGAAUCUUUUAUCCGAAACACAGUUCCUGAAAGUGGCCCUCUUCCUACCCUUGUAGAUUUGGGCUCAUCUGAUCUUGAAAUGGUCGAACCAAGACAUGAACCUUUUCCUCAGCAGUUUCUACAGUUCACAUUUGACAGUUCUACAAAUUUUGAACCUGGUAAAGUUGAUUCAGCCAGUAAUGGUAGUUUAACGCAGUUUAAUGGAGUAGGCAGCAAAGCCAACACCUCUUUACCUCAAAACAGCAGUGGAACAUCUCCUGUUUUGAAUGGCACCUUUUAACAUCAAUUCUGACAGGUAGUCUUGGUAGUCCUUUGCAUCACCUAUCUUGUCACAGUUAUUGUAAGAUUUUUUGAGAUGGCUUUUUAAAUUGUCUUUAUUUUGACUAGAAUGGAACAUUAAUUCAAAUGCUCAUAGAAUGGAGGAUAAUACUUAAAGGAGAAUUGAGUGAGGUGCACAAAAAGUACUAGCUGUAAGGUUAAUGUACUUUCAUGUACCUCACUUCCAUAGUUCCAAGUGAUGCACUUACAUCGAUUUUUUUUUUCACUACCCUUUUUAUUUUACUCAUGCAACAGACUUUCCUGAAAAGGAGGGACUGCACAUAAUUUUUUGAGGGUGUGGAACUAGUCAGCAAUAUUCUCUUAAAAAAACUUAAACACUAUAAUCAUAAUUAGGGUGGAGGGUUAAUUUUAUGUGCAGGGGAAAUCUCUGACCACUGAUUUUCCUUGUGUUGUUCCUGGUUAUAUGCAUACAAAGAAUUAUCUGUUGUUGACAAAAAGAUUUUAAUAAUUACAUAGUGCUCUGGGGAAUAUAAUUUUUUUGUCAGUGUUAAGUCUGAGUAAUGAUUAUGAGAAUUUUUCUUGAGUAGGGAUGAUGACAGAGCAGAGGGUGGGACUGUCUUGAAAAAAUAAAAAUUGAGGUCUGUUGUCAUAUUUAACCCAUCAUGUGAAAACAUGAAUAGAUUGGUGGCCUGGUAGUCAUUUGCAAGACAACAGGUUGAAGGUUGUCAGGUACAGCUGCUUUCUAUGGUUAAAUGUUUGCACAGUGUAGUGAUAAGGGUGCACUCAAAAGACAUGUGUGGGCCACUGACAGUAAAAUAUAGGAGUUAAAAUGCAAGUAGCAUGAUUUUUCACACAUCAAGUUUUGAAUUAAUAUUUUCAAAUGAAUUGUAUAUAUCACAUACAGAGUCACAGAAGCCUAAAUUUUUUGCAAUGUACAGUAUAUCCUUUAUUUUUAUGCUCUGAAUUUAUGCAUUUGUGUAUUUAUACAGCUUUUCACAUAAUGUCACAGUUUUUAUCAAUAUUUUAUAUUGUUGAAAAAAUAUACUACAAAUUUGUUACCUUAUUUGAAUCAUAAACAUUUUGUACAUGCAGAUGCAAAUAUGAGCACUAUUUUUCCAAAAAGGUACUUGUAAAAUAUGCGGGCAAUGACCCUGAAAAAAAAGCUGAGGAUGCAAACAAUUUUUGGGAUUAUGCUUUUUAAGGAUUUCAAUUAAUUUUUAUUCCAAAGGCUGACCAUAGUUAGUCAAAGUAGAUGAAGCAACAAGCUGUUGAGUACGGAUAGUGCUUUCAUAUGCUGGUGAUCAUUUUGAUUUCAUGUCUCCUCACUGGAAACUGUUCUGUUAUUUACAGUCUUGCUGAAACUUAAGACAUUUUAGGUUUUCAGUACAGCAUUAGAUUUUGAUACUGUAAGCAAUAAAGGAUUUUAAUGUAAAGGAGACUAAACUUAUCAGGACAUCAAUCAAACACACCCUACCAUAGCUCCAGUAAUGCUCAAAUUAAAUUGACGAUCUCUUCUCGAAAACUCAAUUUAGUAAAAUUUCAUGAUUGUGUAGAAAUGCCCUUGUUCUAGGGCUUGGUUUACUACAAUUUUUGUAUUAUAAAAUUAUUAUCAUUUAAAAGUCAUUUACACUUAAUUCAAGCAGCCUUGUAAUUAAAUGGCACAGGGUUAUAGUGCCAGGAGGCACUGUUAAUUUUGUAUUCCAAUUCAUGCUAUUAACAAAUUAUUCCCAGCUUAUUGUAAUUUGAAUGGUUUUUCAUUUUUAUCACAAAAGAAAAAUUGCAUUUAAUCAUGACAUUACUAAUGGCACAUUAAUAUUUAAUCUUUGAUUACAUGUCACAAUAUUACUUGAUACAUUUUUUCAACUAUUUGGAUAUUUGAAACUUAAAAUAUUCUAGAGUGAGGGAACACCAGUUAAGGUGGCAGAUAUUGCAAUGAAUGAGAGCACUGAGUAAUAUAUAGAAAAUAAAAUGCAAUAAACAUG